CCCUGGUUGAUGCUCUCCCGCACUCCAGCACAUCCAUCCCAUCAACCGCGGCGCUCUCUCCCCUCGACCCGGCUUCCACCUCGAGGAGGACCAAUUGCACUCCGAUCAAUCGCGCGUCGCGACUUUCUUAGGAGCUCUUCCGCCCAGAACACCACCCCCAGCCCCCUCAAAGAUCCACCACUAUGGCGAAAGGCAAAGGGCUCUUCGCCGCCAUCGGCGCCGGCACCGCCAUCUCCGCCAUAGCGGGCACCUACAAGCUUUCCGAAUUUCUGGUCCGAGCCAAGAAGCUCCACGAAGUCGGCCGCGAGAACGAGGUCUUCAUGCGCCUGGUCCGCCGCGUGAACGAAGACCUCGGGGAGACGCGCCGCCUUGUCCAGCUCGAGGAGGUCGAAUACGCCCUCUCCACCGCGCCCGAGAAGGUCGCCUGGAUCAACUCCGUCAUGAAGAGCACGCGGGGCGCGCUGGAGCGCAUGAUGCCGCUCGUCGAGCCCGUCGCGGCGGAUACCGAGGGCGGCCAUCAUGUGGGGCUCAGGCAUCGCAUGAAGUGGGUGCUGGAUACGAAGGAGAGGCUGGUCAACCAUAACUUGGAGCUCGUGGCGUGCCAUAAUAGCUUGACGCAGGUGUUGGGGUUCUUGGCGGCUAUGGAGCCGUUGGCGUGCUGUGUGGCGGAGAAGAAGGGGAAGCAGCAGCAACAACAACAGCAGCAGCAGCAGCAGAGGACGGUGACGAGGGAGAUUGAUGUGGAGUUUGACAAGAAGAGGGGUGGGCACAAGGAUCUUCAAUUCGAGAGGAGGCAUCAGGGGCCGCCGAGGGAGAUUCGCUAUCAAGCAGAGGUCAGAAGGGAGGGUCCGCAGGGUCCGCCGCAAGACUUCCAAUACCAGGCGGACAUUAGACGUGGAGGCCCUCCACAGAACUUCGGUCCUCCUCCACAGGACUUCGGACCUCCACAGGACUUCCGCUAUGAGAGGGAGCUCAGACGCGAGGGUGGGCGCCCCGAGUUCCAGUACAGAGCAGAGGUCCGAAGAAAUGGCGGUGGCCAGGAAGAGUGGAUUGAGGAGAGAGAGGUCCGUCGCGAUCAGAAGCCCUACUACACUCCCGAUCCCCGUGAUGUCCCUCGCAUGACUACCUGGCCGCGAAGUCGUCUUUGAAGCAGUCAAACGCAUUGUCCACGGCAGUGAUACUUAGGAAGAUAUGGAGGUUUGUUUUUGUAUGUUAUUUGGGAAUGGAACAUCAGUGCAAAAUGCCGUCGAGCUCUUGAUUCGUGCGUUUUGCAAUUACUUGGAUUUUCGCCAGAACUUUGGUUGAUUUGCCGCAAUGGUUUGUUGCUGGAUCACCUAAUCAUGCUCAAGUUUGUAGAUCCUUUAUCCGUGGUACUUCUACGCGAAAUUCACUCCUUUUGUCCAUAGUCUCUUCUUUAGUCAAUACGAUACCCGAUGAUCCCAUGACUUCUUUAGUAUACUCCCUUCUUUUCGCUCCCAUUUUCAUUUUCAUUUGUAAACAUAGCUCACGUUAGUCACUUUU
This is a messenger RNA of Mytilinidion resinicola, 1521 nucleotides long. RefSeq lists its product as uncharacterized. Lineage: Eukaryota; Fungi; Ascomycota; Dothideomycetes; Mytilinidiales; Mytilinidiaceae. The coding region runs from base 183 to 1148 and encodes 321 amino acids. The record is from RefSeq and is a predicted model, not a curated record. The transcript has 2 exons.